GGAUCUGCAAAAUUGAAUUGACUUGAAGCGAAUCCAAUCACCGUGAGAUUUCGUGAUCAUCGGCUGAAUUAAAAUGCAUCACUGGGUUCAAGCUUCUUCUUCCGAUUUCAGUGGAACUCCUCCGCAGGCGCGGAGUGGACAUACAGCUGUCAAUGUCGGAAAAUCCAUGGUGGUGGUGUUCGGUGGUCUCGUCGAUAAGAAAUUCCUCAGUGAUAUAAUUGUUUAUGAUAUCGAAAACAAACUCUGGUUUGAGCCAGAAUGUACUGGCAGCGAGUCUGAAGGACAAGUAGGUCCUACACCGCGUGCAUUUCAUGUUGCCAUCACAAUCGAUUGCCAUAUGUUCAUCUUUGGUGGACGUUCUGGUGGCAAAAGGUUGGGGGACUUCUGGGUUCUUGAUACAGAUAUAUGGCAGUGGUCUGAACUGACUAGCUUCGGCGACUUACCUACACCUCGUGAUUUUGCUGCUGCUGCUGCUAUCGGGAACCAAAAAAUUGUAUUGUGUGGCGGCUGGGAUGGUAAAAAGUGGCUGUCAGAUGUAUAUGUUAUGGAUACAAUGUCCCUUGAAUGGAUGGAGCUGUCGGUUUCGGGGUCAUUGCCACCUCCUAGAUGUGGUCAUACAGCCACCAUGGUUGAGAAACGGUUACUUGUUUUUGGUGGCCGAGGAGGUGGUGGCCCAAUCAUGGGUGAUUUGUGGGCUUUGAAGGGUCUGAUAGAUGAAGAGCGUGAAACACCUGGAUGGACCCAACUCAAGCUUCCUGGACAAGCUCCAUCAUCUCGAUGUGGUCAUACAGUUACAUCUGGAGGGCAUUAUCUUCUGUUGUUUGGGGGACAUGGAACUGGUGGAUGGCUGAGUCGUUAUGAUGUCUAUUAUAAUGAUACUAUAAUUUUGGACAGAGUAACUGCUCAGUGGAAGCGUUUACCAAUGAGCAAUGAGCCUCCACCUCCUCGAGCUUACCAUACCAUGACUGGUAUUGGGGCUCGUCAUCUUUUAAUUGGUGGUUUUGAUGGAAAAUUGACCUUCGGUGAUCUCUGGUGGUUGGUUCCCGAAGAUGAUCCGAUAGCCAAGAGGUCUUCUGUACCUCAACUUAUAAACCCUCCUGAAAUUAAUGAGUCAGAGAGAGAAUUGGACAAGGAAAGGGGACAAGAGGGAUGCAGUAUUGUUGAAUUGCAAAAGAAAAUGGGAAUAUCUGUUUCAUCAGGGUUGCGCCUUCAAAUUCCCGAGGAGUCAGAAGAUCAAGAAUUCGUUGAAUUAGGAACAAGAUUAAUUGAGGGAGAUGUAGUUGAUGACCGGGCCUCUAUGAUUCAGAUGGCCGCUCAAGCACUUCGUCAGCAUUGGAAAGAGUCCACUCCAAGAACUUUACAACUAAAAGAUCUUGGUUCCUUACUUCGAGAUUAUCAGCGUUUUCUUACCCGAAAAUUCACUACACAGAGCAGCUUAACAUCUGCUGAUUUUGGCCUCCCUGGAACGAAGACCUUUACAUUUUAUCAUAUGAAAAGCUCUUCCGAGUUGCGGAUUAAUGACAUCCCGAAGUUGCUGGAAGAAUACAAAACCCUUCUAAUCUGAUUGAGGAGCCGCCACAAUACUCACAAGGAACAAAACCAUCUUUAGCCAGUAGCUGCCAAGAAGAUCACCGAGAUUGCGAUCAGCACCACAACUAUACACAAAGCUAAAAGUCUUAGGGAAUCAGAGCUGGGAUAGAGUACGGUUGAUUUACCUCCAUUAAGAUUGAAACAAGGUGAGAUUUCUCUUUGUUCUUUUCGUCGAAUGCCUCCUGGAUCUCUUUGUAUUCCUUCUCCUGACAUUUAUUUAUCAUCUGGUGUGACUAUUGAUGGAUAUAAAAGAGUUAUAGAGGUAAAAGUAAGCAGGAUUGUUAAUAAAGACCCUUAUAUCAAA
This is a messenger RNA of Arabidopsis lyrata subsp. lyrata, 1894 nucleotides long. Its product is annotated as acyl-CoA-binding domain-containing protein 5. Lineage: Eukaryota; Viridiplantae; Streptophyta; Magnoliopsida; Brassicales; Brassicaceae. Gene Ontology annotation, molecular function: protein binding. The record is from RefSeq and is a predicted model, not a curated record.